This is a messenger RNA of Plasmodium cynomolgi strain B, 1968 nucleotides long. RefSeq lists its product as hypothetical. The record is from RefSeq and is a predicted model, not a curated record. Lineage: Eukaryota; Apicomplexa; Aconoidasida; Haemosporida; Plasmodiidae. The transcript is spliced from 3 exons. The coding region runs from base 1 to 1968 and encodes 655 amino acids.
AUGCUCUCCUUUCAAAUUGCAAAAUGCACCCCUUUCAAAUUGCAGGAGGUCACUGCAGGACAGGAUGAACUGUUUAGUUACCACUUGCGCGACUUGGGAGUGCCAAAGGAUGAGGGGGAAGAAGGCCAAGCGGACUGCUCGAAAGACCCCCUCCGUGGUUACAACUACCCUGUGAGUGAUCACGAAAAUUACUGCUACGGUGGGAGUCAUGAAGACACGGACGAUGGGGGAGGCGCGGUUGGCGAGUCAGCCUCAGCGUCAACGAGAAAGUACUCGGUGCUCAAAAGUGUCAACUCGUGGACGCACCUAAAGGGGAACAACCGCUCAGGAAACAGCAGCUCAGGAAGCAGCAGCUCAGGGAACAACCGCUCCGGAAACAGCAGCUCAUGGAACAACAGAUCAGUCGGCGCGACGGGAGAGUUUGCAAAGAAUAGCGUCUCAGUGCGUAUGGCUAGCUGCAAACCGUUGGAGGGACUGGAGAAGGACUUCCUGGCCUACUCCAAUUACAUGAAGGCAUCUCUGAGCGAAGUGACCUCUGUUAAAACGAACAGUCACGAACUGAACAAGCUCCUCGGAAAUGGACUCCAAGGGUCUAAAAUAUAUUUCUUUUAUGGGAAAAAAAUAAAAAUGAAUAAAAUAAUUUCGCUCAAUUUAUUGUUCGACUUCCUCUCUGGGAGCUCCCCCACUGCAGUCGCGGUGUUCAUACACUUCAGCUACAUUAACGAUGUUACAAUAAUUGAAAAUAUUUUAAAAGAAAAAAUCAAAAGGGGGAGAAAAAACCAGCACUCGUUGGAGGACAUACUUAACAGGUUAUUCAUUUUUCGGGUCCGAAAUUGGAGCGAACUUGUCUCCUUUUUGGCAAAUGUAAGAAGAGGGGGGAGGAGACCCAAAAAAGGGGAUCAAAAGAACCCAUUUGCAAGCCAGCUAGCCAAUAUAGCAUGCAUAGGAAUAGACAAUUUCACAAAUUUGUUGAAGCAUCUAAAUGUACAAAACUCCAACACGUACUUCUACCUCGUCCGAGAGUUAAAAAUUUUAUCCGUCAUGUUGGGAAUUCCCAUCCUUAUAUUUGACUAUGCAAAGUAUCAAGUAGGAGGAACACUCGGAUGGGGAAAAAGAAACUACAAAGAAGAAGACACACAGGAGGGUAAGCUCAAAGGGAAUGAUUACAGGUACGGAAGCAGCAAAACGAAACAGAACGCGAAUGGUUGUACGAGUUAUGGAAAGACAAGCCGUUUGAACCUCUCAGAAGGGGAGGAACAUGCAACGAAUGUGCUCACGGAUGAUGUGCAAAAUUGGACGGGUAGGAAGAAUAAAAGGGCCAACUGGAAAACGAGCGGACGUCUCUUUGGCAGCAACGAUCAGGGAAGCACGGACAGCAGUCGAGGCACGGACGACUCGGAGUCCUACGCGGAUUACCACCGGGGGGGAGGCAACCCUGCUGAUAGUUCUGGUAGUUCUGCCAUAUUAGGAAGUGGGCGAAGUGGUGACGGUGGGCGAAGUGGUGACAGUGGACGCAGUGGUGACGGUGCUCGAAGUGGUGACAGCGCGCGAAGUGCUUAUAGCGGGCGAAGUGUUCACAGUGGGCGAAGUGUUCACAGUGGGCGAAGUGCUCACAGUGGGCGCUCCCCUCGUGGAUGCUCCCCCCCCCUGUGCGAAUCAACCGAGACGGAGCAGGAGGACGCGCCCCCCAUCAGCAUCCGCAUCGAAGAAACCACACGACAGGGAGCAAAUGAUGAUAAAAAAAACGCAUUCCCAACACUACACAACAGAAAGUACAACUCAAACAAAACGUCCGUCCCGCAAUUCACGUAUAACUUAUUCGACUGUGUCCUCGAAGUUGAGAUCCUCCAAAAGAUGCGUGGCGGAAAAAACUUGGUUCGAUUCACUCUACUCAAGUCACAGAAUAGCAUUACACAUUUCUACAUCAACUGCUGCAUUCAAAAUUAUACGCUGACGGACGUGCCGUAG